AUGCCCCGCAGCGGCCUCGAACCGCCCCGGGCGGGGCAGACGGUGGAGACAGAGAAGGUCCUGGACAUCAUCUCCCAGCCGCAGGCGGUGUUCAGGGUGCGGGCGGUGACCCGCUGCACCAGCUCCCUGGAGGGACACACCGAGGCCGUCAUCUCUGUGGCCUUCAGCCCUACGGGAAAGUACGAGGGUCUGGCUGCGGGAGGGGGGCUCAGCGGGAGGCGGGGUCACCGGCACUGGGUGCUCAGCAUCGCCUGGUCGCCCGACGGCAAGAAACUGGCCUCAGGCUGCAAGAACAGCCAGAUAUUUCUCUGGGACCCAGCCACCGGCAAUCAGAUCGGCCGGGUGCUCACUGGCCACUCCAAAUGGAUCACGUGUCUGUGCUGGGAACCGCUCCACAUAAACCCGGAGUGCCGCUACCUGGCAAGUGCCUCCAAGGAUGGCAGCAUCCGCAUCUGGGACACACUGAUGGGCAGGUGUGACAAAAUCCUCACGAGCCACACGCAGUCGGUGACGUGUGUGAAGUGGGGGGGCGAUGGCUUGCUCUACUCCUCCUCCCAGGACAGGACCAUCAAAGUCUGGAGGAGCCAGGACGGGGUCCUCUGCCGCACCUUGCAGGGCCAUGCUCACUGGGUGAACACCAUGGCCCUUAGCACCGACUAUGUUCUCCGCACCGGUGCCUUUGAACCUGCUGAAGCCACCAUCAACCCACAGGAUGUAAACGGCUCCUUGGUUGAACUGAAGCAAAAGGCACAGCAGAGGUAUGACCAAGUCAGGGGUCAGGAACCAGAAAGGCUCGUCUCAGGGUCAGAUGAUUUCACGCUGUUUCUUUGGAGACCAGCAGAAGACAAGAAGCCACUGGAGAGAAUGACAGGCCACCAGGCAUUGAUUAACCAAGUCCUCUUCUCACCAGACACCCGGAUAAUAGCCAGUGCUUCCUUUGACAAGUCCAUAAAGCUCUGGGAUGGUAGGACAGGAAAGUACCUGACGUCACUGAGAGGGCACGUCUCAGCUGUGUAUCAGAUUGCCUGGUCAGCUGACAGCCGCUUGCUGGUGAGCGGGAGCAGUGACAGCACACUGAAGGUCUGGGAUGCCAAGGUGAAGAAACUGGCCAUCGAUCUUCCUGGCCAUGCAGACGAGGUGUAUGCAACGGAUUGGAGCCCAGAUGGACAGAGGGUAGCGAGCGGAGGGAAGGAUAAGUGUUUGCGGAUAUGGCGUCGAUAGGAGCAGUGGCACGAAGCCGCCAGUCCCAUCCUAAGCUGGCCUGCCCUGGGCACAGUCUGCCUAGAAGAUCUGCGAGGCGACGGAUGACAGGCUGACCCGAGCACGACUCCCUGGUCCUCUUGGCUGCUCUCCCUCAUGGACUCGUUCCUUAUAUUUAUUUAAGGAAAUUUUAAUUCCAGUUCUUAUUAAGAACUGUUAUUUGCAGGCUGAUUUCCUCUGAACAUUACAAGAGGGAUAUCUCAUCUGCCUCCAUCUCAACUGGCUUUUUAUUGAAAUUUCAGCCUUAGAGUAGCCUGCCCCUUUGAAGAGGCAAGCGAAGGGUGGGGACAGCUCGUGCCCUUCCCUGCCGUGUGAAGAAUCCUGCAGGGAAGAGGCUUUUAGUGGGAACAGAAAGAGUUGUCCUUGUGUGACCUUCAGAGAGGGAGAGAGGAAGGGGAAAAUUCAGCACAUCGGUACAUUGCAGAAUUGUGCUCGGCUGCACGCCUGGGACAAAGAUCUGCUGAGAAUAAGGUCUCAGGGCUUCU
Messenger RNA from Egretta garzetta (little egret), 1745 nucleotides. RefSeq names its product notchless homolog 1 (gene NLE1). Gene Ontology annotation, cellular component: nucleolus. The transcript is spliced from 11 exons. Gene Ontology annotation, biological process: Notch signaling pathway; ribosomal large subunit assembly. The record is from RefSeq and is a predicted model, not a curated record. NCBI's taxonomy places the organism in Eukaryota, Metazoa, Chordata, Aves, Pelecaniformes, Ardeidae. The coding region runs from base 1 to 1221 and encodes 406 amino acids. Gene Ontology annotation, molecular function: protein binding.